Molecule: messenger RNA, 2165 nt
Organism: Pyrus x bretschneideri (Chinese white pear)
Lineage: Eukaryota; Viridiplantae; Streptophyta; Magnoliopsida; Rosales; Rosaceae
Product: pentatricopeptide repeat-containing protein At5g14080
Molecular function (GO): protein binding
Source: RefSeq, a predicted model, not a curated record
AUUAGUAAUUUUAGUUGAAUAUUAACCAAUGAAAAAUACUAGUAGAGCUGAAAGUGUAUUUACAGCAUCGCUGCUGAUGAGGCCUCGCCAUCGUCGCCAGCUCUGUUUCCGCCAAUGAAAGCCUCGUCGGCAACGGAGCUAGCCAGUCGAAUAAGCCGGGUUCUAAUCUCCGCUUCCAACCACACAAGGCCGACUCGUUCAUGGGAUCCUUCUCUCGAGACCAUUCUCCACCGCCUCGGUUGCCGCGACUCACUGAGCCCCUCACUCGUGGCCCGAGUUAUCGACCCCUUCCUCCUCAAUCACCACUCGCUCGCUCUCGGCUUCUUCAACUGGGCUUCCCAGCAACCGUCCUUCUCCCACACAUCCCUCACCUACCGAUCAGUCCUCAAGUCUCUCUCGUUUUCCCGCCAAUUCAACUCCAUUGAUGCCCUCCUCAAGCAAGUCAAAGUCCAGAAGAUCAGUCUCGAUGCUUCGGUUUAUCGCUCCGUAAUUGCUUCACUAAUCAUUGCAAAGAAAACCCACAACGCUUUUUUGGUCUUCAGCGAGGUUUCCUCGCUAAUUGGAGACAUUGGGCAUUGGAUUUGUAACUCGCUGUUGGCUGCGCUAGCAUCCGAUGGAUAUUUUGAGUAUGCCCAGAAGGUGUUUGAUGAAAUGACUCUUAAAGCUGUCCCCUUGAGCACAGUUGGUUUUGGUGUUUUUAUAUGGAGACUUUGUGGAAAUGCUGAAUUGGGUAAAAUUUUGAGUAUGUUAGAUGAGGUUAGGAGAGGUGGUUCGGAGAUUAACGGCUCCGUUAUAGCUCUUUUGGUUGUUCACGGGCUUUGUCAGGCUUCUAGAGUAUCAGAGGCUUUUUGGGUAUUGGAUGAGCUGAGAAGUAGAGAGUGCAAACCUGAUUUCAUGGCGUAUAGGAUUGUCGCCGAAGCACUUCGGUUAACUGGGGACGUAGUUGGUACCGAAAAGGUUUUGAAGAAGAAGAGAAAGCUAGGUGUAGCUCCUAGGACUAAUGAUUAUAGAGGGUUCAUAUUUGAUUUGAUUUCAGAGAGGCGGAUAUGUGAAGCAAAAGAGUUGGGAGAAGUGAUUGUUAGCGGGAAUUUUCCGAUUGACGAUGAUGUUCUCAAUGUCUUGAUAGGAUCAGUGUCGGCAAUUGAUCCUGGCUCGGCGUUAGUCUUCUUCGAAUUCAUGGUUGGAAAAGAGAGGUUCCCAACUCUUUUGACUUUGAGCAAUUUGAGUAGGAAUCUGUGUAAGCAUGACAAAAGUGAUGACUUGCUGGAAGUCUUUCGAGUUCUUUCAUCCGGCGGCUAUUUCAGAGAUUUGGAGACUUACAAUGUGAUGGUGUCGUUCUUGUGCAGAGCAGGGAUGGUGAAAGAAGCCUAUGGCGCUCUUCAGGAGAUGAGGAAAAAUGGAUUAGGCCCGGACAUUUUGACUUAUAAUUCUCUUAUUGAAGCAUGUUGUAGGGAAGAUCUGUUGAGACCUGCUAAAAGGCUAUGGGACGAGAUGUUUGCAACUGGGUGCAACGGAAACUUGAAGACUUACAAUAUCCUAAUACAUAAGUUUUCGGAAGUAGGCCAGGUAGACGAGGCUCAGAGGCUCUUUUACCACAUGCUGGGUAAAGGGGUUGCACCGGACACGAUGACUUACAUUUCUCUACUUGAAGGGCUUUGCCAUGAAAAAAAGGUUGAAGCCGCUUUCGAAGUUUUUAACAAGUCUGUUCAACAGGAUAUGAUGCUUGCACAAACUGUAUUGGGUGCAUUUACUCAUUCUUUGUGCAAAACAGGUCUUUUUCUUGCUGCUUCUAAGUUACUCUGCGGCAUCAGCCAUGAUGUAACACAGUCCGAUUCCCAUGUAACUUUGCUGAAGUAUUUAGCUGACGCUGAAGAGAUUCCUGUUGCCAUCGAACACAUUAAAUGGGUUCGACAAACCGCACCCUCGAUGUUGCAAAUUAUAUCAGCUGAACUUUUAGCAUCCCUUUCUUCUUCUUCGAGACCAGAGCCAACUCUGCAGUUGCUUCAAACAAUCCGGGAAAUAUCAGGUCUCAAACAAUAAUGCUCUAGUUUAGAUUGCUCAGACCAGAGGUUCAAUUUAGAUUGUAGAAGUUUGGCGUUCGGAUAUUAUAAUUCACAGCAAUAGUUGCAUGUUUAUGAUAAUUUGAUUGCUCCGCAAUUCAUCCA